CCAGACCUUUUCCACCUGGAGUCCCUUACAGGACCCUCGUGUAUUAACCAGUCCAGUCAUUCUCUAGUACUUCCGAUCCCCCUUUCAUCGCGCAUCCCGCGCAACCCCGCUUAACCACCGUAACCACCAAGCUAAAUUGACGUCAGCUUUGCGAUCCGCGCGGUCUCUCAUUUCUUUUCUUUCCUUUCUGCAUGCAACACGGCCACCAAGCAGACACAACCGGACAGCUUUCUUUCUGCAUGAGAUCGGGUCCGUGAAAACAAUCCUCGUCUACACUGUACACACCUCCUCAUCCAACUCAAGCUUGCGCCAUCAUAACGCUCAACCUCACCCCCUCCCGGUAGUACCGUACCACCCACCGGCCAACUACCGAGCCAUGGCCUCCUCCAUCUCACCCUCCCCGACCAUCCUGCUCCCCCAUCUACCCCCGAAAACCCUCGUCGGCAUCGACCUGAUCACAUUCACAUCGACGCCCAACUUCCACGGCAUCCGCGACCUCCCACGCGGCUGGCACUUCCUCUAUACCGGCACGACGGAGAGCCUCUCCCUCCGGUGCGGAGGGUGGUUCUACAUCGGCGACAUCGACGCUUUCUCCCACCACCAUUACCACCACCACCAACAGCACAAGAACGACGCGACGGCACUCGUGCCCUCCUCCUCAUCACUCCAACAGUCAAACUCCGUCUCCGAUAUAAUUAUCUGGAAAUGGAACACCGACACCGAAACCCUAUCCCCGCUCCGCUCCGCCAACGACGCCGAUAAACAAGAAGCAAUGCGCCACAAAGCGAACCUAGCAGCCAUCUAUCAACGAGGCGGGCUCUUCUCGUACCGCAGCCGGGUAUCCUCCUUUACUCCGACUCCGACUCCGGGGUCGGGGGCAGGGGCAGGGGCAGGGGCAGAGUCAGGAUCAGGAGGCCAAGCAGCUCGAUUUCGGCUCGACGAGGAGGACGAGGAAGAAGGACGACAGAAUUGGCAAGCGCUGACGAGUCGGCUCACGCCGCGGCUUUUGGAUCGCGUGGUGGGCGAGCCGCUCGUCGAUGUGGAUGGGAGGGCGCGCUGGAUGGUCACGUCGGCGAGCACGGCGCCGAGGGACAGCGAUGUGAUACCGGGGCUGAUGGAUUCGGCGCAGGCGGCGUCGGAGCUGGAGAGGGUGACGGGGGAGAAGGAGAGUGGGUUUGGGUUUUUGAUGGUGGAGUUGAAGAGGACGUGGAGGGAGGGGGCAGUCGGGAGGGAGAGGACGGAGGCGGCGCAGGAUCGGUCGUGGGCGUUGGGGGAUUUGGUGGGGAGGUUUGCGGAGGGCGAUGGGGAGGCGCAGGUGCUUGGGGAGCUGCAGUUUACGUUUCUGAUGGUCUUGACGUUGAUGAAUUACUCGUGUUUGCAGCAGUGGAAGAGGCUGUUGGAGUUGGUCUUGACGUGUCGGAGGGCGAUACGGGAGCGUGAGUCGUUCAUGAGCGAUGUGUUGAGGUUGUUGUUGUUGCAGCUUCAGCGAUGUGAUGAUGUGGAAGGCGGGCUGUUUGAUCUCGAUGGCGAGGAGGGGGGUGAGUUUCUACGACGGCUACUUAUGAGGUUCAGACGGUCACUUUACGAGGUUGUGGAUGGGGCUGAGUCUGUGGUGAAGACCGAGUUUGAGAACCUGGAGGCUUGGGUCAAGGAUGAAUACGACUGGGAGCUGAAUCGCGAUGUGUUUGCCCGGCGGGGGAUGGUUCAGUUGGAGGAUGGCGAGGAGGUGGAGUUGGAUAUGCACGAUAAUGAUGAAGAUGAUGAGUUGGGCGAGUAUGCCCCCAUGGUGGUCGAGCUUGAGGGAGACUCAACGCAGGAUGGUGUGGAUGUGGAUGUGGAUGAGGAUGAGGAUGAGGAUUGACCAUGAGUGAAUGAAUUACUACCUCUGGAUGUAUGUAUGUAUGUAUAUAUACCUACCCUCAACAUUGUCUAUGUGCGAUUCCAAAUCAGUUACUACGGCCAAGUGCACGAGAUUACGAGCAAAUACAUGAAUUGAAGAAAA
Molecule: messenger RNA, 2002 nt
Organism: Aspergillus heteromorphus CBS 117.55
Lineage: Eukaryota; Fungi; Ascomycota; Eurotiomycetes; Eurotiales; Aspergillaceae
Product: AAR2 splicing factor family protein
Exons: 1
Coding region: 377-1861 (494 amino acids)
Biological process (GO): spliceosomal tri-snRNP complex assembly
Source: RefSeq, a predicted model, not a curated record